Molecule: messenger RNA, 2196 nt
Organism: Ixodes scapularis (black-legged tick)
Lineage: Eukaryota; Metazoa; Arthropoda; Arachnida; Ixodida; Ixodidae
Gene: Zw
Product: glucose-6-phosphate 1-dehydrogenase
Exons: 12
Coding region: 465-2015 (516 amino acids)
Biological process (GO): glucose metabolic process; pentose-phosphate shunt, oxidative branch
Cellular component (GO): cytosol
Molecular function (GO): NADP binding; glucose-6-phosphate dehydrogenase activity
Source: RefSeq, a predicted model, not a curated record
GAAAAGAGGUCGAUUCGCGCCGUUUCCAAACAAGCCUGACUGGCCGACCGACCCCCCCCUCUCUAUGACGCUGCAACAGCUGCAAAUGUAGUUGCCUCUCUCAAGCCCGUAGAGUGGACACGGGAUUAGCGAACCCAGUGUGACGUUGGCUUUCAGCAACGACGGCGCAAGCACGGGCGUGCAGCCGAGCGAAAAAAAAAUAAAAAAAUAGUCAUCGUUGUGGAGAGGUCGAGACACAGUGGGUCGAGAGGGGUGGCCAAGCAAGCGGCACCGUCGUCGUCGUCGUCAGAACACGCGACGCAACGACGGAAAGCGCUCGUUCAUCCGCUUCCGCCGAUCGGCAGUCUACAAAUAGUCAGGCGCGAACCAGUUUUUCGUCGUGCGCCAAGCUGGGCUGCACGCAGAGUGAUCCGAUUAAGCCUCGCGUUGCUUCCACUGCUUGCGCCGCCGGUGAAGAAGUCGAGAUGCCGCAGUCAUCCUUUCCUCCGGCCCUCUCUCCGCAGUGCAUCGCUCUGCUCAAGGAAUCGAUCCACCUGUUCGAAGAACCCGUACAGGAGCAACAAGUGCACGUCUUCAUUGUGCUCGGUGCAUCGGGAGACUUGGCCAAAAAGAAGAUCUACCCGACGUUAUGGGCUCUCUUCAGGGACGGUCUGCUGCCACCAAAAACGAAGUUCGUCGGCUACGCGAGGUCCAACAUGACCGUGGAAAGUCUAAGUGAGAAGAUUGAGCCCUACCUUAAGGUCAAAGAGGAGGAGAAAGAGAAAUUCUCGAAUUUCCUGAAGCUGAACAGUUACAUCAGUGGCAAGUAUGACGCGAGUGAAGACUUCGACAAUCUUGACGGCGAGCUACGCAAACUGGAAGGGUCGUCGGCCAACCGGAUCUUCUACAUGGCACUGCCGCCCACAGUCUUUCAGGCUGUUGCUACUAACAUCAAGCGGCACUGUAUGAGCAAAAAGGGUUGGACCAGGGUGGUCAUCGAAAAGCCCUUUGGUAAGGACUCUGCGUCCUCGGCGGAGCUCUCGAACCACCUCGCAUCGCUCUUCGACGAAUCUCAGCUGUACCGCAUCGACCACUACCUCGGCAAGGAGAUGGUCCAAAACCUCAUGGCGAUCAGGUUUUCUAAUCAGAUUUUCGGUCCCACUUGGAACCGGAACAGCAUAGCGAGUGUUGUGAUCUCCUUCAAGGAGCCCUUUGGAACGCAGGGGCGGGGGGGCUACUUCGACAGCUUUGGGAUCAUCAGAGAUGUAAUGCAGAAUCACCUGCUGCAGAUUAUGUGCCUGGUUGCUAUGGAAAAGCCAGUCUCUACAAAUGCCGAGGACAUUCGAAAUGAAAAGGUGAAGGUGCUCAAGUGUGUGCCCCCAAUCACCAUGAACCACGUGGUGCUGGGGCAAUACGUGGGCAAGCCCGACGGCACGGGGGAGGAGAGGCUGGGCUACCUGGACGACCCCACGGUUCCCGCCGGGUCCCGCACUGCCACCUAUGCCACGGCAGUGGCCUACAUCAACAACGAGCGCUGGGAAGGGGUGCCCUUCAUCCUGCGCUGCGGCAAAGCGCUGAACGAGAGGAAGGCGGAGGUGCGCAUCCAGUACAAGGAAGUGCCCGGCGACAUCUUUGGCGGGAACAGCAAGCGCAACGAGCUGGUGCUGCGAGUGCAGCCAGGGGAGGCCAUCUACGUCAAGCUCAUGUCCAAGAAGCCCGGCAUGGCCUUUGACAUCGAGGAGACAGAGCUGGAUCUGACCUACGGCAGCCGCUACAAGGGCAUGACGAUGCCGGAUGCCUAUGAGCGUCUCAUCCUGGACGUGUUCUACGGGAGCCAGGUGCACUUUGUGCGGAGCGACGAGUUGGCGGAGGCAUGGCGCAUCUUCACGCCCCUGUUGCAUCAGAUCGACCGGGAGCGGCCCCAGCCCGUGCCCUACGAGUACGGCAGUCGUGGCUUCAAGGAGGCUGACGAUCUUUGGAAGCAAGUCGGCUUCAAGUUUUACGGCACAUAUCGGUGGACGAACACUGCGGCGUAGUUCGCGUCUCUCCUGUAUUUAUAAGUUAUGCAAACCCAACGAAUAUUACCUUACAUAUUGAGAAGUUCUCCUUGUUGUGAAAUUAACAAGAUCUGCUAUCUUUCUCCUAAGGACUACCGUUUUUGUUAUUGAAACCAGUAUUUUUUUACAUUGCCAAUGAAUAAAAAAUUGUUAAAAGUUC